GGCGGGAGAGCCUAUGGUGCGCUGAGGCUGGUGGUGGCUAGAUCCUGACAGAUGGUCUACCCACUGCUGCUACUGCUGCGCCAUAGUCUCAUGUCCUGGGCGCCUCCACGUGGCGACCGCUGGGUGGGAGUUAGGUUUCGCCCUUCUCCCUGCUAAGAUCCAGGACACCAAUCCGCAUGAGUCAGCUAACUGACCAUGUGCUAGACCCGCUGCCUUUCGGGUGUUCAUUUAAUCGAAGGCUUUGGCUGAGGACCCGAGUCGUUCUCCUGUCAGGAUUGGGCGCCCUGGCAGUAUCCUAGUCCAUCCUCUCCGGAGGUUAGGAAGUGGUCGAUGGCCCACUUCCCGUAAAACCUAGCCAUGGGAGACAACAGGUUACGGGUGAUAUUCUCAAUGCUCGAUUGGCGUAGAGCACGAGUGCCACGCAUUGUCUCUGACGGUGGGAGGACACCUCCGGGUGUUCAAUGGUUUGCUACUGCCCGCCUCAAGCCAGGCAGCCCCUGGUCAAAUUGGUGCAAACCCGCCAAAAACCCACCUGCGUCUGGCCGUGGUCGCAGGUGCGUAUCCAAUUACGGUCGCAAAACAUAUGAUAACUGUUCCAGAACCUCAAAGGCUGCGUGUGACGGCCGUCAAGCAGAUCCCAAUCUGUCUCUGCAAUCACAUUCCCGAGCUGGAUCUGCUCUCCACUGCCUUGUGGGUCAGGCUAUUGAGCCAAAGGCUCCGGGCGGAGUCCCUCAAGCAAACCUCCAAACCACCCACUGCCUUGUGGGUCAGGCUAUUGAGCCAAAGGCUCCGGGUGGAGUCCCUCAAGCAAACCUCCAAACCACCCACUGCCUUGUGGGUCAGGCUAUUGAGCCAAAGGCUCCGGGUGGAGUCCCUCAAGCAAACCUCCGAAGCACAACGACCACCUUGCGUGCGAUUGCCCACCAAUGCAAUCGUAUGCCUGCGCGCAAAGCACUCAGCAUCGGGUGCUGGAACGUGCGCACACUACUGGACCGGAACUCGAGCGAGCGCCCGGAGCGACGCACUGCACUGGUCGCGAAGGAGCUGGCGCGCUACCACAUCGAUAUUGCGGCGCUCAGUGAAACUCGGCUCGCUGAGCAAGGUAAGUUACAUGAAGCAGGUGCUGGCUACACAUUCUACUGGGUGGGGAACGCCGCCUCAGCACCACGUGAACAUGGGGUCGGGAUUUGCAAUAUCCGACCGCCUGAAUGGCCAGCUGGUGGGUGAACCAACGGGCAUCAGCGCGCGGCUGAUGACUGUUCGCCUACGACUCGGAAGAGGUAAGUUUGCUACUUUCAUAAGCACGUACGGUCCGACCAUGUGUUAUCCUGAUGACACGCGUGAUCAGUUCUACACUGAGCUAUCCUCCGUGAUACGGUCUGUGCCGAAGAGCGACCGACUAUUUCUGCUGGGUGAUUUCAACGCGCGCGUUGGGCGUGAUGCAUCAGCGUGGACAGAUGUUAUCGGUGCGCAUGGCAUUGGUUCAGCGAAUGCGAACGGUGACAGGCUGCUCUCACUGUGUGCCACUCACGGCCUGACGAUCACGAACACUCGGUUUGCACUGAGUGCGAGUGAUAUAGCAACUUGGACGCACCCACGGAGUGGUCACGCUCACCUGCUCGACUAUGUCAUCGUACGUCAGCGUGAUAUGCGUGAAGUGCGCAUGACACGUGUACUGCGUGGAGCUGAGUGUGGCACUGAUCACAAAUUGGUUCGGACCAAACUGUACAUAUAUUUUCGUAAAUCGAUGUAUUGCACUCCCGCCGUGAAUCGGCGUAAAUUUAACAUUCUCUCCCUCGGUACUGUGGCGAAACGUACUGAGCUGGAGAAGGCGAUGGCUGCUCGCCUGUGUGGUGAUGUGGACUGUAUAGCCACAGUGGGCGACCUGUGGCACCACAUUCGCGACCAGGUGACAGCUGCUGCGGAGGAGACCAUCGGGCGCGCAAACUGUAAGCGGCCUGAUUGGUUUGAUGACAACAAUGUGACGAUUGACGCAUUGGUGUCAGAGAAGAAUGCAGCAUUUGCUGCACAUGUUGCAGACCCCAGUGACUUGGGGAAGAGUAGUCAGUUUCGCAAACUUCGACGGCGACUGACCCGAGAGCUCCGUCGCAUUAAAAAUGCAUGGUGGACGGAGAAGGCGAAGCAGAUGGAAUGCUACGCCGAACGCCGUCAACACAAGGAAUUCUUUGACUCCUUGAAGGCGGUGUAUGGACCGAGAUUGGAGCCUCUGAGGACACUGAUCGAUGGUAGUUCAGGCGCUACCUGCACCCAGACUGCAGACAUAAUGCAGGUCUGGCGGAAACACUUUGACUGUCUCUUGAACAACCGUUCAGAGAUCGACUGGCCUACAUUGAAUGGCCUGAAGCAGCACGAUGUGAAGGCGGAUCUGGCGGAUACGCCGAGACUGGAUGAGACGCAGAGAGCACUUGCUCAGCUGCGAAACGGCAAAUGUGCCGGAGGUGACGGGAUCCCACCUGAAGUAUUGAAACACGGUGGACCAGCGUUGUUGACUGCGCUGCACCACUUGGUGCAACGCGUGUGGAUUGAGGAGGAGGUGCCUGCUGAGCUGAAGGAUGCCCUUGUGCUACCACUGUACAAGGGCAAAGGUAGCAAGCAAUGUUGCACGAAUUAUCGUGGCAUCAACUUGCUGAGUUGUGUGGGCAAGGUGAUUGCCCGAAUCCUGCUCAAUCGCCUCGUGAGUCAGGUUGUGGAACCAAACGUGGCGGAAGAGCAAUGUGGAUUCCGUUCGGGUCGCAGCACUAUAGAUAUGGUGUUUGCGGCUCGUCAGUUGCAAGAGAAGUGCAGAGAACGACACCAGCCUUUGUACUCGCUUUUUGUUGAUUUCACCAAGGCAUUUGAUACGGUGAACCGCGAGGCACUGUGGCUGGUGUUGGGUAAGUUUGGUUGCCCGCGUAAGUUUGUAAGUUUAAUUGAAUGUCUGCACAGUGGUAUGCGAGCGAGGGUGCAGCUGAGUGGAGAGACCUCUGAUGACUUUGCAGUUGUCUCUGGUGUGAAGCAAGGCUGUGUUUUAGCUCCUGCCCUGUUUAAUAUCUAUCUUCAUGCAAUGCUGUCUUGUGCUUUUGAUGCGGCUUGUGCUUACGGUGUUCGUGUGGAGCACCGUAUUGAUGGUGGGUUGCUGAACAUCCGUCGUUUCGGUGCGAGAACUCUAGUCUGUGAGACAACUAUCCGUAUGUUGCUGUUUGCUGACGACUGUGCGUUGUUUUCACACAACGCGGAUGAGUUGCAGCACAUGACUAGUGCUCUGGCUUCGACAGCGGCCAAAUUCGGGCUCACCAUCAACACAAGCAAAACUGUCUGUCUCUUUCAGCCUUCACCGGAGGUGCAAUCUUCAAUAUUGCCGCAAAUCAGCAUUGGUGCUGAAGUAUUGGAAACCACCUCCCGCUUCUGCUACCUUGGGAGUGUGAUGUCGACUGAUCAGCAACUACACGUUGAGUUGCGUAAUCGCGUGUCGAAGGCGGCAGCGGCAUUCGGGAAGCUUGAGUACCGAGUGUGGAACAACCAUCAGCUUAGCAUUGGCACGAAGCUGAUGGUGUACAAAUCCAUGGUACUGUCCGUUCUUCUAUACGGCAGUGAAACGUGGACGAUGUACCGGCGGGAUGUGCGAUAUCUCGAGCGGUUCCAUCAGCAGUGUCUGCGACGAAUUUUGCGGAUCGGCUGGGGCGCCAGAGUUGCAGACACGGAAGUGUUGCGCCGAAGUGGGAUGUAUGCAGUGGACUGCAUACUUUUAUUGAGACACCUGAGAUGGCUCGGUCAUGUGAGCCGUAUGGAUUCGACGCGGAUACCGAAACAACUUUUAUACGGUCAGCUGAGUACUGGGAAGCGGCACGUGGGGAAACCAAAGUUACGUUACCAGGACAUGAUUAAAGUGAGCCUCACACGUUCUAAUCUUGAUUGCAGAUCAUGGGAAUCGAAGGCGGUUGAUCGGCGUGCAUGGCGCGAUCUAAUCACGAAGGCAGUUGCUGAAGUGCGGGAGAAAUCCCUCAUGCAUGCAGAGAAGAAGCGGCAGUUGCGGAAGCGGCAAGCACCGAUGAAUUGUACUCCAUCGACAUCGAGCGCAUUGUGCUGUAGAACAUGCGGUCGCGAGUGCCUUAGUCAGGCAGGCCUAGUGAGCCAUGAGAGAGGUCACUCGGGACCACUGCCGAAGCGACGACGGGUCCCGCAGUGAACGUAGGCAGCACCGGCGCAGCGUUUGUAGGCACGCUGAAUUCGAUUUACUAACCGCAUGGUUGCAUGCUAAGUCUCUUUAUUUCAGGUGGUGGGUUUUCGGUUCUCUCCUAAUGCCUUUCUUUCUCAUAUAAAUGUCUAGUGGGCCAUGCGCUGUGCCAUUUGGGGCCACUACAGAAGCGACGACGGGUGCUGCAGAGAAUUACGACGAGCCGGCGCAGCGUUUGUAGGCACGCUGAAUUCGAUUUACUAACCGCGUGCUUGCAUGCUAAGUCUCUUUAUUUCAGGUGGUGGGUUUACAGUGUUUACCUUAAUGCUUUUCUUUCUCAUAUAAAUAUCUCCCUGUACUUUAUUCCAUUAACUUGCACACAUCGCUUCAGCCAAUUGUAUUCGAUUUCCAUAACAUUUUUGUGUUCGUGGCAUUCCGUGAACUAUACUUCCUGACCUCGUGCACUUAGCUAGGAUUUGUUUGUAAACAACUUAUUACGUAUGCUAUUUAAUUAAGGUUUAUGUCACCGUUUCCUUAUGCAUUAAUCGAGUUUUUCUCUUUUUCUUUCUCUCUCUCUCUCAAGUGAUUGGUUGUUGUUUGAAAUCCCCGGUGUGGCUGCGCUUGAUGUGCAUGUUGACAAGGUGCCUACCUGUCUAUUACCCACUACCUCGUCCAUACUGGCUCCAGGAGACAGUUGGUCGUUGCUGGAGGGGACGGGGUGCACGGUCCUUGUGGCCGUGUUAGGCUCGAAGAGUGGUUCCAUGCACUCAGUGUGGAGCGGACUACGGUCCAGCCACCGCCUUGUGUGCGCUUGAAUCCCAAAUACAGUGUGCUUGUGUUUGCCUGUGAAGGAGUGUGGGCCGGCUCCGUUGAUGAAACGUGGUUCCCAUCCGCAUGCCUCCCGGUCUUAUUCCUUCGGGUUUACACUGGAUAUGGGGUGUGUGGUUGGAGCUGUGGGUGGUGCAGCGCAAGCCAUCCAUGGUCCCUCUGUAGGCGCAGGCGUCCUGUGGCUUGCCACAGUGACAGGCAAAUCCGAAACCGGAUGCCGCCAACCAUGUAAGU
Messenger RNA from Dicrocoelium dendriticum, 5236 nucleotides. The record is from the annotation of a GenBank genome assembly. NCBI's taxonomy places the organism in Eukaryota, Metazoa, Platyhelminthes, Trematoda, Plagiorchiida, Dicrocoeliidae.